GUGGUACAGUCAUGUCUACCACACAGUCUACACCUACAUCGCCAACGACCCAACGUGUGAAGUCAGUCCCUAGAGUACUUUCGUCUCCGCUGCGACCAACGUCGCCCCAAAGCUCUUCAACCGUAAUUCCGUCCAACUCUCGUCGACCCUCACUUGGUCCAAAGUCUCGCGCUAGAGACCUCUUGAGGAAACACUAUGGCCUCGGAGUAGGUCCACCACUACCUCUACCUGGGAGAUCAGACGACCCCAUGGAUUUAGAUUCAGCAGCUUUUGAUGCAAAAUCAUACUAUGAACAACUUAUAACUGCAUCAUCUCUGUCGGCUCUGCUGAAACGAGAGAACGACCUACUGACAGAAAUACGUCAACUUGAUGGCGAUAGACAGUCUCUGGUCUACAACCACCAUCAUGAGCUGAUUGCAGCUAGUGAUACCAUAGCUGCGAUGAAGACCCGGGCGGAGGGCUUGGACGCUGACCUUGACCUACUAAAGGCAGCGUUCUCAGAGAUAUCUCGCUUGGGUGCUAAAGUUUCCGUUGAGGAACAGCCUGCAGAUGGCAGCUCUCAUCCAUGAGCCCCCCGCGGCCAUCCAGGAUACAAACUUUCCUCCACAAACCAUCCAAGUAUACAUGACGUAACAAAGGAGUGUUUUAUUAUACAUGAUACCCGCAAGCUCCAGGCUUGCUAUGGCACAAUAUAACUAUAUGGAAUAAUGAU
This is a messenger RNA of Suillus subalutaceus, 712 nucleotides long. Its product is annotated as Vps51/Vps67-domain-containing protein. The transcript is spliced from 5 exons. NCBI's taxonomy places the organism in Eukaryota, Fungi, Basidiomycota, Agaricomycetes, Boletales, Suillaceae. Bases 12 to 569 code for a protein of 185 amino acids. The record is from RefSeq and is a predicted model, not a curated record. Gene Ontology annotation, biological process: endocytic recycling; lysosomal transport; Golgi organization. Gene Ontology annotation, cellular component: EARP complex; GARP complex; membrane.